CGACAAACAAAUGUCUGACUCCGACCUCCUUCCCCAUUUCACGCCACUUGACGAGCUUAUCCAAGUUGUCUACCAAGGUUCCGCGCGCUUCGUGGUGCUGUCCUCUGUGGAUGACGACAAUUGGACGGUCCACGUUGGCCUAACUGGAGACCAGGGAAGAUGGUGGCUUGGAAGGUGGACAGACAAAGACGUUCGCAACACAGUAGGUCGGCAGACGUCCUCCAUUCUCCUGGAGUCCUUCGUAGAGAACCUCGCGAACGCGUUCGUGCAGGGCAACAUUACUGUGGGAGACUGGAGUCCCGCAACGGGCGCCGACAUUGAGCUGGUCAUCCGGACGAUUGCGAAGACGCCUAUCCGGAUUCCACUGGUUGAACUUUCCGCGGAGGAGGCGGCCGCAUACGCCACUAAAGUCUUCGCUGAGAUUGCGCUGCAGGCUCAGUCCCGACGAUGUCGCCUCCACCCGUCAGCGCUAUCCUCGUCAACGUACGACAUUCCGCCGAAGGCCCUUUCAGCUGGUUCAAGUUCUCCUGGGAACAAGCAUAUACGACGGACACCUAGUCCUGGUCCUGAGCCGCCUAUAGAGACGAAGCAUAGCAGCCCACAGCGAGCCAAGAACAUGGAGAAGGGCAAGGAGAGAGAGCGAGAUGAUAUCGCUACGGGUAGCUCGAAGAAGCGGAAAGCAGAGCUUGAAGCGGCGGAGGAAAAGAUACAGUCCCUCAAGGUCGAAUUGGCAAAGACGAAACGCAAACAGAACGCCCUCAUGACCACUCCGGCGAAGUUGAUGCCCAAGAACGGAGCAGCCGCCGUGUCGAGAGCGAAGGGUGCGUCGCUCGCGAACCCUGGGAAAAAGGCCCGCAAAUACCAAGCGUUGGAGUUCGAGAGCGACGAAGAGUAGCGACCGCGGCACAGAAAUGUUCCAUUCCUGGCUCCCGGGCCCCCUCAAACGUCUACUUCGGUUUGUUCUCGUGCUAUCGCAGUGUUGUUAACCGUGCUAUCCGCAAUUUCAGUCGUUGCCGUUCCAUGUUAUGCGUAGACAUCUGGUUAGGAGCCUGGUGAUGUAUGAUAUGGCGCAUUCGGGGGUUCGCAGAUGGGCGUGGAAGUUGGCUAUCGCUCAGUCCGAUCAGCUAUUGUUCUCUACACCGGUCGAUGCUUGUUUCCUCGUGUCGAACACGAGGGGGUUGAUGGAUCAGAUGUUCUCUCCCCUAGGGCUUUGCACCGCCUCUCGCUGUCUCUCUGAGACAAAGCAAGACGUCUCAACAAUGUCCAAGAGCUCACCUCGUGAAUGCGACGAGUUUCUUGAUCAUGAGUUCUAGCGUCGGAGAUGUACCGUAGCCCAUAUUGAGCAAGAGACACUGGCACAGAGGACUGCAUUGUAUAAAGUUCGACACUCUCGCGGUGAAAAUACAGCGCCAUCCAUUCCAAGCAGCCUGGCAACAAUCUACCAUGAGCUCCCUCUUUUCCGACACCGCCGGCGACGACCUACUCAAUAAGCCGGACGACCUCUCGCCUACCGGUGAGGAGCACUCGCCCACCGUCCCUCUGCGUCCAGCACCAGAAUCCUACGAGAGGUUCAUGUUCCUGGGGAAGAUCAUCAUGCCCUUGUCCUUCCUAAGCGCCUGGGGUUGGUGCCGGUACUUCACCUUCAUCUUCGCGCACAUUGUCUUCCGCUGGAUCGCCGGUAUCUAUCCUCGGCUUGACCCCUCUGGCGACCUCGUCAAGACGUCCUUCUCCACGAUGUCGAACAUCGCCUCGCUCUUCAUAUACGCCCAGGUCAUCGGUCUGUAUGCCGUGUACAUCAUCCCGUUCGCCAUCCGCUACAGGGCAUGCAAGGAAGCGAAGAGCUUCGCGCCGGCGACAGAGCUGAGGAGGCGGUGGACGCCGUCCUUCUGGACUCCGGCGGUGCGUCGUCCGGUCAGCCAUGUGUGGGCGGUCUCUCUGUGCGUACUCAGUGCGUACACGGUGCGGGCGCUCGAAGGUGCGAAGGUGCCGGUGUUGGACCCGCUGCGCGCGGCGAUGGUGGGGGCUGUUGGGCGGGCCGUCUUCGUGGUUGGGAGGAACUCGAUCUACGAGACCUAUCCCAACUCGAGGAUUGCGGAUGAGACGGGCGAGUACGACGUAGGGUACUCGUAGAUGCGACGUGUCUCUUGGUGUAUCCGUAGGGUAUGGCCGGCUGGUGGUGUUCGCAGGGUGCGACUGUGAAAUGUUGAUCUGGUGACGAUGGAUAUGUUUGUCCGGAGAGCAGGAACCGCAUUCGAGAAUUUCAGCAACC
Dichomitus squalens LYAD-421 SS1 is the source of this 2269-nucleotide messenger RNA. RefSeq lists its product as uncharacterized. The coding region runs from base 11 to 895 and encodes 294 amino acids. NCBI's taxonomy places the organism in Eukaryota, Fungi, Basidiomycota, Agaricomycetes, Polyporales, Polyporaceae. The transcript has 8 exons. The record is from RefSeq and is a predicted model, not a curated record.